GAUAUGUAAAUACACAUGAAUUAAGUGGUGUGCAUGUAAAUCUUCCUUUAAUCUAUUAACCAGGGGAUAAGUUUUACCUUCAUUCAUUGGAUAUCUGCAGUUUCCUGCCCCAUGAGAAGAAGCAAAUCUCACUGCAGCACAGGAAGAUCUUCUAAGAGGAAAAAUUAAAAUACAGAGAAUCAAUGGGUCUGUGGGAUAUUUUCGUUACUGCAUCUAUGCCAGUCAUGAAUGUGCUUUUGCUGACUGCCGUUGGAUCAAUUUACGCAACAAACCGUGUUGGCAUUCUUUGCCAAGACACAAGGAAGCAUUUGAACAAUGUUGUGUUUUAUAUAUUCAACCCGGCUCUGGUAGCAAGCAACUUAUCUCAAACAUUUUCAUUGGACAGCAUGAUUUUACUGUGGUUUAUGCCUAUCAAUUUAGUCCUGAAUUCUCUAGUAGGUUCUGCGCUUGGAUGGAUCCUUAUCCAAAUUACGAAAGCUCCUAAGCGAUUGAGAGCUGUCAUUUUGGCAUCUUGCUCAGCUGGAAAUGUUGGAAAUUUAUUUCUUGUCUUAGUCCCAACAAUGUGCAAGGAGAAGUCAAGCCCCCUGCAUAAUCCAGGUGUUUGUGAAACAUAUGCAAUGGCAUAUGCUUCUCUUUCUAUGGCGAUUGGCACAGUUUUGCAAUGGUCGUAUGUCUAUAAUAUUGUAAGAACAUCAUCAAGCUAUAAAGAAGACAAAGAAAAUAAUUAUAUUAUAGAUGUGAACCAUCCCGAUAGUAGUGGAAGGCUUUCCAUGAAAAUUUAUACGAGCGAUGUUGCAUCUACAGAUGAGGGAAUGGUACUUAGUUGCUCAUCAUUUGAAGAUACACCAGUUCUUAAAGGGUAUGAUUCAUCUAUGAAUAAGACGAAGAUUGUUGUAUCAAGUAAGGUAAACGGCAUGCUACAAAAACUUUCACGAGCCAUUGACACAAAGAAGUUAUUUGCUCCUUCAACUAUUGGUGUGGUGCCACUCAUCUCGACUCACCAACCUUCUCUCGACACUGCUUGUGCGCCGUCAGAACAGGGGAUCGCACUAAACCGCACGUGUCCCUUACGAGCUGAUCCUGUAGCGAAGUCGCCGCGGCGCCCUUCCUCUCUUGAAUCUCUCCUUUUUAAAUUGCAAUUCCUCCACCUUUCGUACAAAGAAAGCGCACUGAUGAGUCCCAAAUGCUUCGAAACAGCGAAAGGCAAUGAUUUCACCAUUUCUGAAUGA
Messenger RNA from Phalaenopsis equestris, 1229 nucleotides. Its product is annotated as protein PIN-LIKES 3-like. Gene Ontology annotation, biological process: endoplasmic reticulum to cytosol auxin transport. Lineage: Eukaryota; Viridiplantae; Streptophyta; Magnoliopsida; Asparagales; Orchidaceae. Bases 183 to 1229 code for a protein of 348 amino acids. Gene Ontology annotation, cellular component: membrane. The transcript has 9 exons. The record is from RefSeq and is a predicted model, not a curated record.